UGCCCGACGACAGAUUCCUUCCUUUGCUGUGUUGUUUUUUUUUUUUGGUGACCAAGUGCAACUUGUUUUUUUAGUUAAAAUUUCUAAAAGAUGUUCCUGACACGCUCCGAGUACGAUCGUGGUGUGAACACCUUUUCACCGGAGGGCAGGCUCUUCCAAGUUGAGUAUGCAAUCGAAGCAAUCAAACUCGGCUGGACCGCGAUUGGCAUUUGUACGUCCGAGGGAGUAGUCCUGGCAGUUGAAAAGCGCACGACGUCCUUCUUGAUGGAGCCGAAUAUGGUGGAAAAAAUUGUCGAGGUGGACAAGCACAUUGGAUGCGUAUCGUCCGGUUUGAUGGCAGAUUCCAGAACAAUGAUCGAUAGGGCAAGGGUAGAGUGUCAAAAUCACUGGUUCACCUACGACGAAAAAAUGUCGGUUGAAUCUGCAGCACAGGCCGUUUCUAAUCUGGCCAUUCAGUUUGGGGAUAGUGAUGACGAUGGUAGUGCAAUGUCCAGGCCAUUUGGUGUGGCACUUUUGUUUGCCGGUAUUGAUGAGAAAGGGCCCCAACUGUUUCACAUGGAUCCUUCGGGAACUUUUAUUCAAUUUGAUGCCAAAGCUAUUGGUUCUGGUAGUGAAGGAGCACAACAGUCACUCCAGGAAGUUUAUCACAAGUCAAUGACACUAAAGGAAGCAACGAAAGCAGCGUUAAAAAUAUUAAAGCAAGUCAUGGAGGAAAAACUUAAUGAGAAAAAUAUUGAUGUCAUGACUAUGACACCAGGAGCGUUGUUCCACAUGUUUACAAAAGAAGAACUCCAAGAGGUAAUUCAGGACAUUGCCUAAGUAUAGAAAUAUUUUUUUAAAUAUAUUUGCACAAUCAAGUCACCUACUCAAAUCAACGUGCUCGGGGUGCAGCUGGUCAGUGCAGAUGAAUCAUACUUGCCAUUUGUUGGCAAAAAGUAUCUUGGUUAUACACAAUUUUCUUACGUUUUACUUCAAAAAAACAGAAUCGUGAAAUAAAAAUCAUUGUAAGAUUUCGUAAA
Messenger RNA from Copidosoma floridanum, 1019 nucleotides. RefSeq names its product proteasome alpha5 subunit (gene Prosalpha5). NCBI's taxonomy places the organism in Eukaryota, Metazoa, Arthropoda, Insecta, Hymenoptera, Encyrtidae. The record is from RefSeq and is a predicted model, not a curated record. Gene Ontology annotation, biological process: proteasome-mediated ubiquitin-dependent protein catabolic process. Gene Ontology annotation, cellular component: proteasome core complex; proteasome core complex, alpha-subunit complex.